CAGGAACUGAAAUGGCAGCUCACAGAGCGAGGCUUCAAGAAUUUGAAGAUACUUUGCAAUCCGAUUCUAUUGACAGAAAACGACUUGGAAGACUAUGUUUCAAUGGAUGUCCAUUUGAAAAUGGAUACCGGUCUAUAUGUUGGAAAUUACUGCUGAAUUACCUGCCAAAAACCAAAUCACAAUGGAAAGAGGUAUUAUCUAAACAAAGAGAGCUCUACAACCACUUUGUGGAUGAGAUGAUAGUAAAACCUGGUGCAGAAUCUUCAUCUGGUGCCCAUGCUGAUGAUCAUCCGUUGAACCCUAACCCCAACAGUAACUGGGGUACCUAUUUCAAAGACAAUGAAAUGCUACUACAGAUAGACAAAGAUUGUCGACGACUGUGUCCAGACCUGUUUUUCUUUCAACGAGCCACAGAUCACCCAUGUAAGGAGAUAAUCAAUGCUGCCUCUGGUGUUGAAACCCUUAGAAAGCGUGUGGAGCAGUGCGUUCUCCAGUCAGAAACUAUCCAGGUUGAUAGACUGGGCAAGGCAAAUAUGAUAAUGAGCCGACGUAAGCGGAGUGAGGAGUACAUGACACUCCCAGAUGGACAGGAGGCUCACUGGGAGGUUGUAGAGAGGAUACUCUUUAUAUACGGCAAACUGAACCCUGGACAAGGCUAUGUACAGGGUAUGAAUGAAAUCCUUGGCCCUAUUUACUAUACCUUUGCAACAGAUCCUGAUGCCCAGUGUAAAGAGUAUGCAGAAGCAGAUUCAUUUUUCUGUUUUACCAAUCUUAUGUCAGAGAUUCGAGAUAAUUUUCUGAAAACGCUAGACUUUGAUUCACAGUGUGGAAUAGGUAGUAUGAUGUCCAAGCUUGUAGACAAAAUGAAGUCUAGUGAUGAACGUGUGUCCCAACGAUUACAGGAACUUGACCUCAAACCUCAGUAUUAUGCCUUCCGGUGGAUCACACUUUUACUGUCACAGGAGUUUCCCCUUCCAGACGUACUACGAAUAUGGGACUCGCUAUUUGCAGAUGAAGAGCGGUUUGAUUUCCUCAUAUGUAUGUGCUGCGCAAUGCUCAUUCUUGUACGUGAUGAACUGAUCUCUGGAGACUUUCCUCACAGUAUGAAAUUGGUUCAGAAUUAUCAGAAGACAAAGAUUGACCUACAGACCAUUCUGUCCAAAGCUGUAGAAAUCAGAUAGCACUUGGAUCACACUCCUGUUGGAGAAUACUUUUCAAUAGUACGGUGUACGUGGUAUUGAACAACUGUGAUAAAUAUGGGUCAGACUGCCAAUGAUACAAAAGUUGACGAGUUUACUGGCAUCAGCUUAAACAUAGAUGGUAACAUGUUGUAGCACUGUUGUCAUAUCUCCAUGUGAACGAUAUUGGCCAGAUCAUCGUAUGAAAGAUCAGGGUCAAAAGUAACAUGGUUUGAAGUUUGAUACAAUUGGUGCAUUCACCUUUCUGUUAAAGAAAACAUGACAUAUAAUUUAAGAUAAAAAUUACAUAUGUGAAAGAUUGUCAAUACUUCACCAUAUUAAAUCUACAGGGUAAGAAAGCAGUACCUUCAUUUCAAAAGUUACAACAAAUAUUCUUAUGUAUGUUAAAGAAGUUUUAACUGUAACUCUCAUUUAGAUAGAAUUUAGUCCAGGAAAGGAUGUUUCACAUUUGUUAAAUGUGUACAGAAUAGAUGUACAGAUUUGGCAGUAAUUUGUGUACAGAAUGAAUGUACAGAUU
Messenger RNA from Ylistrum balloti, 1716 nucleotides. RefSeq names its product TBC1 domain family member 13-like. NCBI's taxonomy places the organism in Eukaryota, Metazoa, Mollusca, Bivalvia, Pectinida, Pectinidae. The record is from RefSeq and is a predicted model, not a curated record. The transcript is spliced from 15 exons. Gene Ontology annotation, biological process: intracellular protein transport; activation of GTPase activity. Gene Ontology annotation, molecular function: GTPase activator activity. The coding region runs from base 12 to 1181 and encodes 389 amino acids.